Molecule: messenger RNA, 1868 nt
Organism: Humulus lupulus (European hop)
Lineage: Eukaryota; Viridiplantae; Streptophyta; Magnoliopsida; Rosales; Cannabaceae
Product: serine/threonine-protein kinase STN8, chloroplastic
Exons: 4
Coding region: 73-1611 (512 amino acids)
Biological process (GO): protein phosphorylation
Molecular function (GO): protein kinase activity; ATP binding
Source: RefSeq, a predicted model, not a curated record
AAGCACAGAACUUUGCCAUGCGCAAAGUACUAGUGAUCACCAUUUUAAAGGUCACUGCACCAGCAACCACCCAUGGCCAUGAGCCUACCAUCUCCAAGCGCAAGCACACUCAAACAUAAUAACCCAAAUCCCAUUUGCACCUCUUCUCUAACUCUAAGACCACCCGCCAUUCACAACUUUUGCUUCUUCCCAAACACAAACCGUCUCAGUUUCGUCAAGAAUAAUCACAACAACUCAACCGUAAGGUGCCAUGCAUUCUUUGGAGAUAUCCCUCAACAUUUGCAGGAGGUUCUCCAUUUGGACCAAAUCUCUCUCUUCCGUUCUGGGUACUUGCAAUUCGAGAGGAUUACAGAGGACUUGUCCGAGACUCAGAAGUGGGGUUUUGUGGUUUUUGCUGGGCUCACUUGGAUAUACUUAACUGCAAGGCCUGGUGUACUUCUGGGUGCCAUUGAUUUUUACCUUCUUGCUCCUCUGCAACUGGGUUUCAAUAGUUUGAUUGGAAGGAGAAACUUGAAGAGGGCUGAUUUUGUUGUGGGUGAGAAGUUGGGUGAAGGGUCCUUUGGGGUUGUUUAUUCUGGUGCUGUUGUUCCUAAGAAUGUGACUCUUGAAGAGAAGAGAGGAAAAGCCAAAACAAAGAAGUUGGAUAGCAGGUUCAAGGAAAAAGUCAUUCUCAAAAUGGUCAAAGUUGGAGUCAAAGGGGCAGAAGAGUGUGCUGAUUUUGAAGAAUGGUUUAACUAUAGACUGUCAAGAGCAGCUCCUGAAACAUGUGCUAAGUUUCUUGGCAGUUUUGUGUCUGACAAAACCAAUUCCCAGUUUACAAAGGGUGGGAAAUGGCUUGUUUGGAAAUUUGAGGGGGAUCAAAGUCUUGCGGAUUAUAUGAAAGAGAGAAACUUUCCAUUCAACAUAGAGUCUGUCAUGUUUGGACAAGUUUUGCAAGGAGUGGACUCAGUAAAACGUAGUGCAUUGAUAAUCAAGCAAAUCAUGCGCCAGAUUAUAACUUCGCUAAAGAAAAUCCAUGACACGGGCAUUGUUCAUCGCGAUGUUAAGCCAGCUAACUUAGUGGUAACGAAACGAGGACAGAUCAAGCUCAUAGAUUUUGGUGCAGCAACAGACCUUAGGAUAGGCAAAAACUAUGUACCUGACCGUGGCCUGCUUGAUCCUGAUUAUUGUCCUCCUGAGUUAUAUGUCAUGCCAGAGGAGACACCAAGUCCUCCUCCUGAACCAAUUGCAGCCUUACUUUCUCCUUUUCUUUGGCAGCUGAAUAGUCCUGAUCUGUUUGAUAUGUACUCUGCUGGAAUUGUACUCAUGCAAAUGGCAGUACCAACAUUAAGGUCUGCUGCUGGCUUAAAGAAUUUCAAUUCAGAGCUAAAAACAUUCAACUAUGAUUUGAUCCAAUGGAGAGAAUACACGCGGCGAUUGCCUGACUUAACAAUUCUUGAUCUUGAUUCGGGUAGAGGUUGGGAUCUAGCAACAAAGCUAAUUUCAGAAAGGGGGGGACCCCUUAAAAGAGGACGGUUAUCGGCUUCUGCGGCUUUGAGGCAUCCUUAUUUCUUGUUGGGUGGUGACCAAGCAGCUGCGGUUCUUUCAAGGCUAAGCUUUACCAAAGAAUGAAUUGAAGUACUGCUGGGUAAUAAGCUGCAGAUGAGUAUAUACAUAAAUUAUUAUUAUACCCUUUUGUCAUUCUUUCAUUUUUCUAGCUUGCAUAUGUGAUUUCAAGAGGUCAAUAGAUACUUUGAGUUGAGCCAAUCAAAAUAUAAUGGAAAAUACUUGAUGAACCUUUGAUAUAGUGAGGAAAUUCAAACUAACAAAAUAGGGUUGGUUCAGAUGAUGAGAUUUGUUACUAAGAUCAAAUGAAAUGAAAGCAAUAA